Micropterus dolomieu (smallmouth bass) is the source of this 675-nucleotide messenger RNA. RefSeq names its product calcium-binding protein 8-like. Gene Ontology annotation, molecular function: calcium ion binding. The record is from RefSeq and is a predicted model, not a curated record. Lineage: Eukaryota; Metazoa; Chordata; Actinopteri; Centrarchiformes; Centrarchidae. The coding region runs from base 1 to 675 and encodes 224 amino acids. The transcript has 5 exons.
AUGGAGGAGGAGGUCACAGAGCCCGAUCCUCAGACAGUGGAGCUCACCGGCAUGCCGCUGCCGCCAGGGACACACUCUGAGGUUAAUGGAGACUUGCCGGGCAACCCAUACUUGAGAGACGAGAUGGAGGACGUGAUGGAGAGUCCGGCGAGGGAGCCUGUUGUGCUGCAGUAUCCUGCUGAGUACAGUCAAAGCCAUCAGUAUGGGGAGAAGAUGCCGUUCCACCAUGUGACGGCAGGCCUGCUCUACAAGGGGAACUACCUGAGCCGCUCGCUGUCAGACAGUGACAGCGACGUGCUGGCCAGCAUCUCUGUGGAGGAGCUUCAUGAAAUCCGGGAGGCGUUUAAGGUACUGGAUCGUGACGGAAAUGGGUUCAUUUCCAAACAGGAGCUGGGUAUGGCCAUGCGUUCUCUGGGUUACAUGCCCAGUGAGGUGGAGCUGGCCAUCAUCAUGCAGAGACUAGACAUGGAUGGUGAUGGACAGGUUGAUUUCAACGAGUUCAUGACGAUUCUUGGACCAAAACUGCUGUCGUCUGAAACGAGAGAAGGCUUCCUGGGCAGCACAAUAGAUACCAUCUUCUGGCAGCAACUGAUGCCACCAGGGGUGGACCGGGACAAAAAUUCUGCCGCCCGCGAUUCAGUUUUCAGCCGCAGGUGCAUGGAGGAGGCUUGUUAA